GUGUCCGUUUUGUACGGUUCACAAUCUCACAGCUGCAAUUCAAGGACGACGAAGAGAAAAGAGGCACAUUUGAAUUUGAUCGAUCGUCGUCCCAAAUUCAACUGAACUCCCAGAAUCAGAAGACAUAGAACACAAUGGCAAAUCAUAAUUUUUCAUCUUCUUCCCUGCUCAGAAUUCUAAUUCUUCUACUAGUAUUCUUGCACUUCUCUCCCAUCAAUACAAAUGCCAAGUCUCGUCGCCCAAUCUCUGAUAUUGAGACAAGGCAGAAGAAGAGCCAGUGUUAUGCUGACAUUCAGAGCGGAUUGUGGGGUUGGCAAUGCAAAUCCUCCUUGAUAGCAAAAGAAAAUUGCGCUUUGCGAUGCCUUUCUCCUACUUGCUAUGAGCUUAUCUACGAGAGCGAUCCGCUUGAAGAAGGUGAAAAAGAUAUGCUUAGGGGCCAAGAGUUCAAAUACUGUAUGCAUAAGUUAUGCCAAUACCACUGUCUGCAUUUAUUAGCACAAAGAUUUUUGAUGAAUUGGAUCAAGGGAGGAGUGCAUUAGCGUGAUGGUUUUUCAAGUGGAUUAGAUGGAUCCCUUCUAAAUUUCCAUUGCAACUUGAUUUUGUGCGAUGCAUUUUAAAUAAAUUUCUACAAAAGAAAUAACAGAUAUUGAGUUGUUGACAAAGAAUAAACGUAGGUUGGACAAGUUAUAGAGAUUAUUUUUAUAGUGUGUUGAGAGAACCUUACUGUCACUUGUUAUAGUAGGAUAGUGAUUUCAGUCGCACGUAUUUGGUCUACACUUUAUUCAUAUUAUAAAACGGUCUUUCUGGAAGUGGCCUUGAAAACUUGGUGAAGAAUUCUUUAGUUUAGUGCAGUGGUAUUUUCUGAAGGCUGGAUGGAAUGCACUCAUAUUAAGGGGGUUACAUGUGUUAUCUCUGCAUCCUGAGCUGUUAGUAACAAAUUAACAAUAGGUUAAGGACCAGAGGCGAUGUGUUGGCUGAGGAGUAUGGCGUCUAUGCAUGCAGUAUACUUACUAGAUGCUAUAAAAAGGUAUAUUGGCAUUGUAGGUUCUCGUAUUGUUGAUAUAAAAGCUACCCUGCCAUCUUUUAGUGGAAUUUGGACCCUUGGAGGAUUAAGUAAAUAAGUUGUUGGUUUCCUUUAACUGAAAGCGCAGAUAUGAGUAGUCAGAUAAAGUACAAAUCUGUGUUUAUGAAGCUAAGAAAAUACUUAAACCUGGUUACUUCCUUGUGCUUUUAUGUGGUAAUUGACGAGCAACACUUCAAGCAAAUGAGUGGCUGGGAAAAUUAGCAAAAUUUGUGGUUCAACUUUAGCUUGCUCUCUCGGAACUUAUCUUGGCGUUGCUUUAUUGCAUAAAGGGGUUAAUAAAGCAACUUAUCUUUACAUAGUGGAAAAGGUUCCAAUGAAGUUGUGCUCUUGGAAAAAUAAAAUGCUUUCUAUGACAGGUAGACUCACUUUAAUUAAGUGUGUUGCCUCUGCUCUUUCUGUCUAUGCUAUGAAAACUGCAAGUCUCCCUAUCAGUGAUAUGGUGCCACUUGGCAUCAUAUUAUUGUGACAUGUAUAUCAUUGGGUGAUUAGAAAUUGUAACUAAGUGUGGUUAAAGCUGUUAGUUUGUUGCUUAGCAGAUAAGUAUGUUCAUAGUUAGUAUAAAUAUGGGUUUGUAAAGCAGUAUGGGUCAGUUGUAAAGUUGUCAUUUGUGUAAUAAUGAGUUACCUUUACAGUGCAAUAGAGAAAGACUUAGAGAGGGCCUUAACAAUCAGUAUUUGUGAUUCUCUUGAUAAAGUUAAUAGAAAUUGUCUAUAGGGUAGAGCUAAAUCUGGUUGGAAGUUGCUAAAAAAGGACAAUGGCUUACGGGCUGAUCCUUUCAACAACAAACUUUGGAGCGCUUCUCCUUCAUGGAGGAGUAUUCUUGAUGGGGCGGAGAUGUUACACAAAGGCCUUAAGUGGAAAAUUAGAAAUGGUAGAAAUACAAAGUUCUGAACUGUUAACUAAGUAUGCUCUGCCUUUAGUUCAAGAAAUCGAUCCAAAAUUAAAAGCUGCAGAUUUCAUUGAGAAGUUGCGGACUUUAAAUUUGAUCCCACUUGUAAAAGUUGUAAAUGUUAGAAAACCGCCUGAUCCAAGGAAGAGCAUCUGGAAUUUUACUAUUAAUUGGCUCAAAGCCAAUGCUGCCAAUGUUGAUACCUCUAGUAAACCCAACCGUGUCCAAGCUUUCUUAGCUUGGGAACCUCCUCUUUUGGAACUUUUAAGCUGAACAUGGAUGGUGCUAGGCUUGGUUCCGAUGGGGUGAAAGGAAGUGGAGGAUCAAUUAGGGGUUGGUGUGUUAUAUGGAUUAUUGGUAUUGUUGCUAAGAAAGGGGUUGGGGAAGUUCUCCAUGCUGAGCUUUGGGCAUUGUAUUAUGGUUUGAAGAUGGCUAAAAGAAGAAAGUUUUCUCAUCUGAUUGUGGAGGUGGACUCUUCUUUGUUGGUCAGUCUUUUUCAUGGUUUUGCUAGCAUUAAUCAUCCUCUUGAUGGUCUUUGUCUCGCAGUGUAGAAAUUAUUUUAAAGGGAACUGGAAUAUCAUGCUGCAACAUGUUCAUAGAGGAUGCAGUUUUGCUGCCUACAGGUUAGCUAAGUUGGGUCUAACUAGUGAGAUGGAUUUUCAAGAGCUUGCGGAGCCUCUCCUGAUUUAGUCCGAACUAAUGUUGAUGAUUGCUCUGGUGUUGCCAGAGCUAAAUUAGUUGUUCUUUAGUUUGCUUCUCUCUUUUUCUCCCUUGUGCCCGAAAAAUUAUGAGCAACACUUUUAUUUUUCUCUUAACAGAACAAUAUACACAAGUCAAGUUUCUGGCUA
Molecule: messenger RNA, 2821 nt
Organism: Malus domestica (apple)
Lineage: Eukaryota; Viridiplantae; Streptophyta; Magnoliopsida; Rosales; Rosaceae
Source: RefSeq, a predicted model, not a curated record